This is a messenger RNA of Cucurbitaria berberidis CBS 394.84, 854 nucleotides long. RefSeq lists its product as uncharacterized. NCBI's taxonomy places the organism in Eukaryota, Fungi, Ascomycota, Dothideomycetes, Pleosporales, Cucurbitariaceae. Bases 153 to 854 code for a protein of 233 amino acids. The transcript has a single exon. The record is from RefSeq and is a predicted model, not a curated record.
GCCUCGUUUGUAUUGAUGCCCUCGAAGCCUCGACUUUCCUGAAUGUAAUCGGCAAUUUCACUCUACAAAGCUCAGCCAAAAGACUACACAGACUACGUGUAUUCACAGCACUCGACUCUACAGCCAGAAAUCUGAAAAACACAUCAAGGAAUAUGACCUCUUCGUUCUCGCCGAAAACUGUCGAUAGGAUGAAGCUCCGAAAGCAUCUCCGUAUCACCCUCAAGGAACUCCCAAACAACCUACCACGGUACAAUGAGGGCCAGCUUCUUGGUAAGUUCUCCCUGUUGGGCCUUGUACCCAAACUGACAGAUACAGACGACCUCUGCUUCCUGCUCCGCAGCUCGAUCUUUCUCUAUGCGAUCAAACCGCGCCUGCAGCAAGCGAAAGUAGUUGGGUUUCAACUGUCGAACGGCGCCACGACUCCCGAGUCUCUAGAGAACGAGAACUGCCGCGAGGACCUGGACCAGCCUAACGACGAGAUUAGCAUUCCAAAUCUGAAUAUGCGAAUCAAAUGGGAUGGCGACAGCUGGGCGACACGACUUCGAUACGGUGAGAGCACGCUGCUCGAGGGACGCCAAUACAACACAACCCAGGAGGCGGGCUUUGUCCAGAGUUUCCACUGGUUCUGCGAGGAAGCUCGAUUUCUGUGGCACGAGUUCCAGGCGCGCGAGCAUGCAGCAGCGGUGCGCAUGGGGGCCUCCGAUGAGUUGAGCGAACUGGACCCAGGAAGUAAAGUGAAUGAAACAACACGGGCUCGAGCGGGAGCAGGAACGAAGAAUCGCCGGGUCGUAAAGUUGAAGAUCCGUCUGAGGAACACAAACGGUGCACCAAUGCUCGCUGCGAAGAAGAAGUGA